Grammomys surdaster is the source of this 973-nucleotide messenger RNA. Its product is annotated as UPF0692 protein C19orf54-like. NCBI's taxonomy places the organism in Eukaryota, Metazoa, Chordata, Mammalia, Rodentia, Muridae. The annotation marks the transcript as partial. The record is from RefSeq and is a predicted model, not a curated record. The transcript has 4 exons.
GUCCCGACAGGCGGAGCACACCGAGCGGCGCUUCCCAUUAGUCCACGCGCGCGAACGGCAUCCCCGGGAGGAAAAAAGAACCCGGAUGUAGGAGCCAGUUAGGAAAGUAGGGGCCGAGUUGAAACAUCCCAGGCUCUCAAAAGAGAGGCCUCCCGAAGUGCUCCACCCGCCUCCCCGGCGCCAAGCGGCGUCUACACCCGCGGGAACCCACCACCUGAGCCGUCGCUCCCGCCGACAGCGCCCGCCAAGCUACGUUGCACAGACACACAGCUUUCUAUCGUCCCUGGCUCCGGCUUCUCCCUUCCACGAGCUAAUCACGGCGCGCAAACCCGACCUCAAUAUGCAGGCCUGAAUAUCUCUUAUCCAGUUCUUAAAACUGAAAAAUCUCCAUCCUUGAGAGAUUGGGAGGAUCCUCUUUCUCAUUCUUCCUGAAGACCCUAAAUGACGUCUCCCUGCUCCUUCCCCCUAAAACCUACAGUCCCCCCAGUAAUUCAUGAGACUCAAGAUACCACCAUUCCACCUCCUUUAUCCCCAGAUCCCCCGGACUUAGCUUUACCAUCCCCUCCUUGUAGUCUCCAGGCUUCUGUUCCAUCCUCACCCCCACCUCUUCCACCUCCCCCACCCCCUCCUCUCCCUCUACCCUCUACUGUGGAGGCUGUUCUCCCAAAUGUCUACGGCCUGAAGAACAGCCAGCUCCUGAAGGAGGCCUUGGAGAAGGCUGGACCAGCUCCCAAAGGCAAAGAUGAUGUCAAGAGGCUCCUCAAGCUGCACCAGGACCGGUUUCGAAGCGACCUGCAGUGGAUCCUCUUUUGUGCUGAUGUGCCAUCACUCAUCCAGGAAGGCCCUCAGUGUGGACUGGUGGCCCUGUGGAUGGCAGGAGCUCUUCUGUCAACACCUGGCAGUGUCUCUCUGGACAGGCUAGUGCAGGUGGCCAAGGAGAGAGGCUACACAGCACAGGGAGAAAUGUUCUCUG